Molecule: messenger RNA, 1975 nt
Organism: Zingiber officinale
Lineage: Eukaryota; Viridiplantae; Streptophyta; Magnoliopsida; Zingiberales; Zingiberaceae
Exons: 1
Coding region: 139-1797 (552 amino acids)
Cellular component (GO): Golgi apparatus
Source: RefSeq, a predicted model, not a curated record
CAAAUAAACUGCAAGGGUGAAUUAGUGGUCUCAUAAACUCUGUUUUCUGCGGACAGCCAAGCACUAACUGGAUCCAAUCCACCACCUCAGUUAAAGUUUUUGUUCUAGAUCCUAUCCAACUACUUUCUCUUUCUCGACAUGACGGUCGCUCGGGCGUUGAGCCGCACGAUCUCAGGCGACCUCCGCAUCGGCGGUGGCCGAGGCGGCGUUGGGUUCUGCGGCCGCAACUUUUGCUUCGCCGCCUUCAUCCUCGCGGUUGUCAUCUUAACCGUCCUCGUCUCCAUCUACCAGCCUGCCGAUCCACUCCUCCGACCCCCCGCCGCCGCCUCCCAGCUCACCUCCUUCCUCGCUUCCACCUCCAACGCAACUUUCCUCCCCGACGGCUCUGUCCUCCGCACGGGCGAAGACUUCCUCAAUUCCUCUUCUUCCGCUGCCGCUCCAUUCAUUGGCAUAUCUGAUGUCAACUCCAGCUCGUCCAAUGGCGCCGCCGUCGUCCCCGCCUGCGACCCCGCUGCCCCUAUCGACUGCGGAGACCCGGAGCUCUUCCACCUUCUGAUGCGGGCUGCCAUCGAGGCCCUCCCGGAUCUCCACUUCUACCGCUUUGGAAAGCCGGUGGCUGUCGCCGGGGACCCGGGGUCCUGCGACAUUGAUUGGCGGUUCCGUCCUAAGGACGCCGUCCAACCCAUGCUCUAUAAAGACUUCCGCCGCUUCCACCUGAGCCGAUCCCCAAAUUGCGCCGUCUCCGUCUCCAAGAUCGAGGCUUUUCACUCGGGCGUAGGCGCCCGCAAAAAGGCCGAUGAGGCGGCCAACGCGACAGAGUUUGUUGUCGGGGAGCCGCUCGAAGAUUCCCUCCCGGCAGUCAUUUCCGAGGCUGCUUUCGCUGCCGGCCGAUACCUCGUGUACGCGGGCGGCGGUGACCGCUGCAAGAGCAUGAACCACUACCUAUGGAGCUUCCUCUGCGCACUAGGCGAAGCGCAGUUCUUGAACCGAACUCUCGUCAUGAACAUGGACCUUUGCCUCUCCUCAAUGUACACCGGCAGGGGCCAGGACGAGGAAGGCAAGGACUUCAGGUUCUACUUCGACUUCGAACGCUUGAAGAAAUCUGCUUCGGUGAUAGAGCAGGGCCAUUUCUGGACCGAAUGGGGGAAACGGCACAAGCUGGACGGGCUAAAACUCUACUAUGUGGACGACUUCAAGGUCACGCCCAUGUCGCUCGUCGGCAUCAACGACUCAUUGAUCAUGAGGCAGUUCAGCGAGGUCGAGCCGGAUAACUACUGGUACAGAGUGUGCGAGGGCAAGACGGAGUCCGCCAUCCAACGACCAUGGCACCUCUUGUGGAAGUCCCGGAGGUUAAUGGACAUAGUGUCUGCUAUCACGUCGAGGAUGAACUGGGACUUCGAUUCGGUUCACCUUGUAAGAGGGGAGAAGGCGAAGAACACCGAGAUCUGGCCCAACCUCGCUGCUGAUACUUCACUGGAGAAGCUUCUUGUUACGCUCAAGGAUAAGGUUGAGGAGGGAAGGCAGUUGUACAUUGCCACCAGGGAGCCUGAUACUUCCUCGUUUGAGCCUUUGAAGGAGGCGUAUUCCACAUACUUCCUUGAUGAUUUCAAGGACUUAUGGGAUGAGAACAGUGAGUGGUAUUUAGAGUCCAAGGAGCUCAAUAAUGGUGUUCCUGUGGAAUUUGAUGGCUACAUGAGAAUUGAGGUGGACACUGAAGUGUUCUUGAGGGGGGAGAAGCAAUUGGAGACUUUCAAUGACCUCACCAGUGAUUGCAGGCAUGGUGUUCAUACCUGUUGAUUGUUUUUCAAUGAGAAUUGAGAACCAGGAUGGCAAGCAUGGGUUUUAAACCUGAACAAGUUGAUUCCACACUAGCACAGACAGAAAGUAUGUAAAAGCUUUCUUGAUCUUUUAUAAUAGUUGCUCUCAUAUCAGUCUCUGCAAAUUAUAUAAGGUUUUCUUGUCAUCCAUGUUCUUU